This is a messenger RNA of Durusdinium trenchii, 1758 nucleotides long. Lineage: Eukaryota; Dinophyceae; Suessiales; Symbiodiniaceae. The record is from the annotation of a GenBank genome assembly.
AUGCAGUCAUCAAAUUUUAGACAGCGGUACGACACGGCGCUUGAUUUGCUGGCUUCCAAUGUGGACCGGAUAUGUGUUGGGGUCCUGCCAGAGAGAGUUCGCCUAUCCAUGAAACAAAACAUGUCCAUGUUGCAGGCGUGCUCACAUGGUUUGACUGAAGAUGAUCAGGGGUUCAUAGUUUCCAUGCUCAACGAGUCAUGGUUGACCGAGUUGCCUCCAACAGGGAGAAUUUCCCAUUACUGCCACCCGGAGUGCUGCCGCAACACAGAGGAGUGCAACUCUCGGAUGAGGCGCACCCUUGAUUUGUUGCUGGGGCAUCUCUUUGAGGUGCCCUUGUUGUACAGGUGGAAGCAUUUUGAACCAGCAUUGCACUUUGUAGCCCGUGGUUUGGCAGCGCACAGCGUGCUUUGUUGGCUUUGGGGUCAAUGCUUGUCAAACGAGCAGCUGGACGGAGAGGUGGAUGACAUUGCUACCAUGAGCGAAGACAACCCGGACGUGGCACCCUCACUACGGCAAAAAAUCCGAGUGACGAAGGUCAUGAAACUUCUGCGAGAUGAGCUAGCUCUGGAACCUGGGUUGCAGGUGACCUUCGCGAAGGGCCUGCGCAUUGACGCAAGUCAUGGCGCUGGCACUUUGCUGGAUCUGACACAAAUGACCACACCAAUUGGCGCCGCUUCCACUGAUGGUGGGACUUUGUCAGGCGGCUGUGGCGGUGGGAAGGAUGAUUCUGAGCCAAACGAUGAGGACAAGCCAGGUGUGCAAAUCAACCUCAAAGAUCCCUCCUCUGACUCUGGAUCCUUUGAGAUGCUUUCUUCAACUUCUGAUUCCUGGGAAAUUCCGCAAAGUGCCAUCAUUGUGGAGCACCCCAGCAAUGGAAUGAACAUGCCGGAUGCAACAAGCGAUGUUGAAUUUGAAUCGCUUGGCACUACUCCUCCCGCUUCUCCCAUUCCUGAAAGGGCAAUGCCGACCCCAGCUCCUGGUCCGCCGGAGGGGAAGGAGGUGGGGGAGGAGCGGUUCGCACUGGCCGCGCCAUUUUGCGGAGAUUGGGGCGCAUUGCGGCUGACAGCUUUGCUGCGGUCCGUGACGAUCCAGAUGGUUCUCAUGCGCCUCAUCUUUCAACCUGGUGCGACAGCUACCAAGCAGCGCGAGGACUAUGAGAAAGCACAGUUGUUGGUCCAAGAUGUUCUUUGCGAGUUACCCGCAAGUUCAGUGGAGGUGGAGAAGUCCCAUGCCAACGUGCAAACGGACCUGAAGCCCGGUCACGCAAAGCGGCCACAAACGGUGCAACUGGAUUCGUACAUUCAAAGCGUUGUCAUUGAGCACAGCAGGCUGAAGGCUUCAGUAGAGGACGAAGUACUAGGAAGUGCAAAGCGGAAGGUAGCACGUUGUUUGCGACAAAGGCUGCUAGAAAGCUCUGCUCCGGGCGCGACUUUAUCCAACACAUCCACAAGGUUUUCAACAGCAGCUCUCGCCAAAAGGAAUCCAGGAGUACUCAAGGGCCUACUGUCAGGUCCUCAUUCUAUAGCGCGUUUGCUGCUCAUUACGUCGUAUUGUUGGGGAGGACACUUAAUAUUAAAUUAUAUGCACCACACCACAGUAUCGUUUUGUCCCGACACCCAGGUCAGUGAGAUGUGGACAAGUACGAAAAGGGCACCUCAAAACCCGCCGGCUUUCUGCAUACAACGCUUUCCAAGCGGAUUGCAAGAAGCUUGGCUCAGUCUAGGUCCACCCACAUCGUUUGUUGGUUUCUGUUUGUAG